GUUGGCUUUCCCAGUGUGCGUAUCCCAGUGUUGCUCAGUGAACCGUGCGGCAGACAGUGCCACUGUGUCUGUGUGUAGCUCUAGCUGUAUUGAACUCUGCUCACUGCUGACCAGUGGAGAGUGAAGAGAGGGAGGAGUGGGAGGAGGAACAGAGAGCCAGACGCCCUGUCGGAGGGUUUGCCCGGCAGAGGCAGUUUUCCAUGAUAGGUUCUGCAACCAUGCUGGAAAACACAGGUGGAGCAAGAGCGGAUGCUAAAGUGAAUAAUCAGUCAGAGACUACUAAAUGUGCAAUGGAAAGUGGUGACGGGAACACCGGAAUCCAAACCAAUGGGUUGGACUUUCAGAGGCAGACAGUGCCAACCACAAGUGCAAUCACUAAUGCACACGCACAAGCCCUCCUCCAACAGUCUAAGUCGGAAGACUCGAGCGCUCUUCCGACCUCCGUCCAGCAGAGCGUAUUGCCUCAAACCCAGCUAAUGUUGGCCGGGGGACAGAUUGCAGGAUUGACCCUGACCCCAGCGCAUCAGCAGCUGUUGAUCCAGCAGGCCCAAGCCCAACUCCUGGCCGCAGCCGUGCAGCAUUCAGCCAGCCAGCAGAACAGCACCACUGGGGCCAGCAUCUCGGCCUCCGCAGCCACACCCAUCACCCAGCUCCCCCUGUCGCAGCCCAUCCAGAUCGCCUCCCAGUUACAGCCCCAGAAUCUAAGUCUGCCUCAGUUUGUGCUGGUGCAGCCCGGCCACCCGAUCGCCACACAACUGCAGCCCGCUCAGUUCAUCAUCUCACAGACACCGCAGGCCCAGCAGGGCAUAUUGCAAGCCCAGGGUCUUCUAACUCAACUACCUCAAAGCCAAGCUAACCUCCUGCCGACUCAACCAAGCAUUACCCUUGCAACUCAGCAGCCUGCCACUCCAACCCGCACAACAGCAGCCACACCUAUUCAGUCCCUGCCCCACAGUCAGACACCACCCAAACGGUUGGAUACCCCCACUAUGGAGGAGCCUAGCGAUCUGGAGGAACUGGAACAGUUUGCCAAGACCUUCAAACAGAGGCGUAUCAAACUGGGCUUCACACAGGGGGAUGUUGGCCUGGCCAUGGGGAAGCUGUACGGAAACGACUUCAGCCAAACUACCAUCUCUCGCUUUGAGGCCUUGAAUCUGAGCUUUAAGAACAUGUGCAAACUCAAGCCAUUGCUGGAGAAGUGGCUCAACGAUGCAGUUUGUGCAGAGAACCUGACAUCUGACCAGGCCCUGUCCAGCCCCAGUGCCCUGGGCUCCCCGGGCAUGGGCAUAGAGGGGAUCAACCGCAGACGGAAGAAGAGGACCAGUAUUGAGACCAACAUCCGAGUGGCCUUAGAAAAGAGCUUUCUGGAGCAGAACCAAAAACCUACCUCUGAAGAGAUCACCAUGAUCGCUGACCAGCUCAACAUGGAGAAGGAGGUGAUUCGGGUCUGGUUCUGCAAUCGCCGGCAGAAAGAGAAGAGGAUUAACCCCCCCAGCAGCGGCAACAGCGGAGGAGGCAACACCCCCAUCAAAACCAUCUUCACCCCCAGUAGCCCAUUGGUGGCCAGCACAGCAAGCCUUGUGAGCAGCCCAACUAUUAACACACCCACCACUCUGACUGUAAACCCAGUGAUGCCUCUCACCAGCACCAGCGUCUCCAGUUUGUCUUUCACAGGCACAACAGUUGGAGCCACAAACACUGCAUCCGUCAUCUCUGCUGCACCUUUGAUUACUACAGCCAGCUCUCCAUCUUUAAGCCCGUCACCUGUUCAGUCCACGACCACGGAGAGCAAAAUUGGCACUCAGGCGCAAACCAUAGUCACCCAGGCCCCGACAUCCAUAGCCACCACUUUAGGGACGGGUCAGGUGAUGGUGGCGUCUCCAGGGCUGUCUGCGGCGCUGCAGGGUGCCCAGUUACCCACCAGUGCCAGCUUUGCUGCUAUGGCUGCUGCUGCUGGGCUCAACCCCGGACUGAUGGCCUCGUCCCAGUUCGCUCCAGGGGGUGCCCUGGCCCUCAGUCUGACUCCUGGUGGCCUUGGCAGUGCGCUGAGUCCUGCCCUCAUGAGCAACAGCACCUUAGCUACCAUCCAAGCUCUGGCAUCGGGCGGCACGAUCCCCAUCACCUCUCUGGAUGGCGGAAACCUGCUGUUCGCCAACACCUCUGCCGGUAGCACGCCCAACCUGGUGCCAACGUCGCUCUUCUUGAACCCCCCAAACCUGUCGCUGCUCAACCCCGUCAGCCUGGUGUCGGCCGGGACGGGGGGGCUGCAGGUCACCGCUGAUGCUCAUCAUCAAGCCGCCGCGGCUGCUGUGCCUGUGCAAGCCUCGACCAUUACCACUGCCUCCAAGGCUCAGUGAAGCCAGUCAGGCUGCGUCCUGAACAAACGCCCUAUUUCCUACGUUGUGCACUACUCCUUUCACACCACGUAGGGAAUAGGGAGGGCGUUCGAUUAUAGGCUCUGCGCUUCACUAACCACCCUACAUUCUUUCCAUUGUAUCUAUCAUUAUUUAAUCUUUUGCUGCCACCAAAAAGAAAACGACCUCAAAUGAGGUUGAGGUUGACUUUUUAGUUUUUAGUUUUGUUUCCUGUCUUCUCCUUUAUGAUUCUUGGAUGUUUUUUUUCCCCACAAACAGUAGCCAGAUGGACACUGUUGUUGGCCUGCCGCUCCUCAUGAACCUUGAAAAGUGUCCAGGAAGAAAAUGUCCUCGGCACCAUCAAGCUGUUCACAUUUUGUAUAUAUCUAUAUAUAUAUAGCUAUAUAUAUAUCCUCCUAUUUCCAGGUCAGAAUUUUCUCUGAAAUACUUCUAACCAAAAACCUUAGGAUUUUUGCUCUUUUAGCAUUCAAACUAAACUGAUUUACUACUAAUUUCACAAUAUUCAUCAUCACUAAUGGGGAUUUGUGUGUCACCCCAUCUUUAAUUAUCUCUCUUGGGUUUUUUGGACAGGCCUUGACGUAAAUCAUAUCAAAGUUAUAUUGUAGAUUUUUUCUUUAUCUUUGCUGUCUAUUUUUUGACAUUUUCAGAACUUUGUAAGUCUAAUAUUAAGUUAAGAUUUAACUAUCACUUUUUAAUCGUGGUUAUAAGGCUUUAAAAACAAGUAAUAAGUGGCCGAUAUAAAGGUUAUCAUUGCUUUAAGGGUCAGAGAGUUGUGUCUCUCUGGGUCUCUCUUUCUGGAAACACUGAGUUUUACAUUCUGCUGCGGUGGCACUGUUGCCCCUGAGCUUUUGUAAAAUGCCGGUCUGGGUGCGGAUUAUUGACACUGAUAGAAAAUGACUGAAAACAUUGCGUUGAGAGCUUUAUAAAGAGCUGCAGACAUGCAGCCCCGUGUCUGACUGAGGCUGAUUUGCUUUGGAUGGUGGUCCAUUGGAAAACUGUACAUUAUGUUUUGGAUUCAGAGGUAGAAAAUAGAAGUCUGCAUGUGUUGUCUACAGCUCAGGCAGGUGCUGAGAGUUCAGUAACUGCAUGAUCCACGUGGCUCUGUGGCUGACUGGUCUGUUUUGGGGGAGGGCUAGUCAGGGGGCGUGGUCAUCAUACACCAGAUGUAUGGUGGCGUUGGCUAGAUGGGUUAUUGUAUUGUGUUUAUGUUUUCUUUUUCUUUUUUUUUUUAAUAGUAGUACCGUCGUAUCUACUUGUGCACAGUAUCUGUACCAAAAAACUGGAUUGAUGAGCUGCAGUCUGCCUGUUUUGGGAGGAAUGAAAUUCUGUCUUUUUUUUUUUUUUUGUCUGCAGUCGUUCGACUGGCUUACGUACUUUAAGAUAUACCAAAAAUAUUUGUUAAAAUAAUUGCUGUGUGUAGUCGGUGUAGUUUAGUCUAGUCGAUAUAUUUAUGAGUACAGAAUCUCUCUUCAUUGUCAACAGAAUAUAGAAAUGCAAUAUUUUGAUGAUCAUUUUCCAAAGAUGAACUUUUUCUUUUUUGAUUUGAUAAAAGUGUCUCAUCGCUCGACUUUUUAAUUGGCAGCACAACUGACCAAAAAAGAGGGAUUGGCGGGUUGGGGCACGAGAGAGUAGUUUCCUUUUACUUGUUUUGAAUUGGUUUUUAUCACCGGGGCCUCGCCCCCCUAACGCCUGAUCCUGGUUUCCUUUGAGCCAUGUGAUGGCUUGUUUUCCUUUUUUUCUGUUUUGGCCGUUUUGGUAGCAGUUUUGGACUUUUCUGAAGCAUAAUAGAAAGGUUCUGUUUUUUGGUUUUGUACUAAUAUUCAGCCAUAAAACAACAGCUUGAACCAAAGUGGUUUUCCUCAGUAGUUGCUGUGCCUGUCCGAGCACGCCGUUCACACGAUCUCUACUCGCCACACUGCUGACAAAUUGUUUUCCUCCUCUCCCACCUCGGUCAAUACCGGAUAUUCCUGAUUUGGUGCUGCUGGAUAAGGAUCACAGAAACUUUAGCUUUAACAACUUGCUGCUGAAACUCCUGGUGGAGUGGAGCUGUUGAGAGGCCUGCAUGCUUUCCUAUAGCUUUAUGACUGCACCCUGUGAAAAUCAGGUUCUGUGGUUUCAACCCUCCUGUCUGGAGGGCUCACUUGUGUAAAUGCAUAGAUCGUAUCAUCAGAUAACACACCGCACCUCCGCUCAGUGCCGCCAUUUUGAACCAGCAUGCUAUGACACAAUGUGCUGCUGCUCCCCAAAUCUGUCCGUGGACUAGUUUUAAAACCUGCCAAAUUAUCUUACCCAAUGCAGCGCUGGGCUGUCAUGUGCGACACAUUCAACCAAACCCCACAUGAAAAGUAGCUUUGUUCUGCUGCUUCCAAACAACAAAACGAACAGUGAUGGUGAAAUCGCUGAGACUGUAAGCAGUGAAAUCUGUCCAUGUUAUCCUCUUGUGUACUUCUUUUCUGUCGUUUGAAUUAUUUUGACUGAAUAUACCUCAGCAGCACUUAAACAUAAGGUUCACCUUUAGGCAUUUCUGUGUAUAGAACAGUGUAGAAUGUAUAAGUACUGUCUGGCUCGCCAUUCAAAGUUUAUACUGAUGAACCAUACUUAGGAACCACACAUAAAAGGACAACCUACUACUGCUAUUUUCUAGUACUACUAUCUAUGGGGUAUUUCCAGGUUUGAAUAUUAUUUUGAAAAUCCUUCUUGCCAAAGUAAAAGCCUUUCUCUUUGCAGCUAUCGGCGGGUGUCUGGCUGCUUACGUUGCUGGUUUCCCCGUCUCUAAAGGCCACAGCGGGCCUCAAGGACUCAGUCCUGUUCCAGUGCUGUUUGUAGUUACUAAAGAGUUGAACAUGUGUUGGCGAGAUGAACCAGUUGCCGUCGGCACCAUAGGAUGUUACUGAAAUAUUUAUCUGAGGAAAGACUUAAGAAUUAGAGAAACGAUCUUUUCUUAAUUCUAUACAUAUAAAUAUAUAUAUAAACACGUGUAAGAUAUUCAUAUUUUAUAUUUGAACCAGUAUGUUAUCAAGACUGAAUGUAGUGUUUAUCAUGCUUACUCGGAAAAAGAAAAAACUCCCCGAAAUCUUCCUUUUUAUUAUUGCAAUUUUUCUUUUUUGUUUGUUUUUGAAAAAUGACAUGACCAAAAAAUAGGAUAAGGAAUGCGAGACCACGCCUCGGUGAUGGUGCGUGAGUCGCUGACACCCGCGUCUGUCGUGUAUCUGCGAGGUCUUUUCGACAGGAAGUGUUCGUUCUGGCACUCCUGACCCUGAAGCAUCUGAUCUUAAUCUUUUUAAUAGUUGGUUUUUUUUUUUGGGUUGAGUCGUUGUGGACUUGAUUUGUUGUGCUGUCUUUAACAAUCAUUUGAUUUUUUUUUUAUAAUAUUACUUUAUGCCUUUACUUGUUUUGUAUAGUGUGAGAGGGCAAGAUCACUGGCUUUCUUAGUUUGACAAAGAAGAUUAACAUUAUCAUUUAUGCCUUAUUGUUACGUAGAAGACAUGAGCAUUGUAGCAUUGUCGUGUGUGUGUGUGUGUGUGUGUGUGUGUGUGUGUGUGUGUGUGUGUGUGUCGGGGAGAG
Messenger RNA from Epinephelus fuscoguttatus (brown-marbled grouper), 5939 nucleotides. RefSeq names its product POU class 2 homeobox 1b (gene pou2f1b). NCBI's taxonomy places the organism in Eukaryota, Metazoa, Chordata, Actinopteri, Perciformes, Serranidae. Gene Ontology annotation, molecular function: RNA polymerase II cis-regulatory region sequence-specific DNA binding; DNA-binding transcription factor activity, RNA polymerase II-specific. The transcript is spliced from 15 exons. Gene Ontology annotation, biological process: regulation of transcription by RNA polymerase II. Gene Ontology annotation, cellular component: nucleus. The coding region runs from base 201 to 2357 and encodes 718 amino acids. The record is from RefSeq and is a predicted model, not a curated record.